Molecule: messenger RNA, 3480 nt
Organism: Pan troglodytes (chimpanzee)
Lineage: Eukaryota; Metazoa; Chordata; Mammalia; Primates; Hominidae
Gene: SLC13A3
Product: solute carrier family 13 member 3
Exons: 14
Coding region: 218-1885 (555 amino acids)
Biological process (GO): citrate transport; succinate transmembrane transport
Cellular component (GO): plasma membrane
Molecular function (GO): sodium:dicarboxylate symporter activity; succinate transmembrane transporter activity; citrate transmembrane transporter activity
Source: RefSeq, a predicted model, not a curated record
ACUUCCUGCUGCCACGUGAAGAAGGGUGUGUUUGUUUCCCCGUCUGCCAUGAUUAUAAGUUUUCUGAGGCAUCCCCAGCCAUGCUGAACUGGAAGUGGCACUAAGGUCCAAAGGAAGCUACAUAUGGGUGGUCCCUGCUACACCAGCCUCCCAAGCCUCCCAGUGCACCUUCUAGGAGACAAGCAAGGAAGGCCGCUGCUUGUUUGUCAUCCUGCUCAUGGCGGUGUACUGGUGCACGGAGGCCCUGCCGCUCUCAGUGACGGCGCUGCUGCCCAUCGUCCUCUUCCCCUUCAUGGGCAUCUUGCCCUCCAACAAGGUCUGCCCCCAGUACUUCCUCGACACCAACUUCCUCUUCCUCAGUGGCCUGAUCAUGGCCAGCGCCAUUGAGGAGUGGAACCUGCACCGGCGAAUCGCCCUCAAGAUCCUGAUGCUUGUUGGAGUCCAGCCGGCCAGGCUCAUCCUGGGGAUGAUGGUGACCACCUCGUUCUUGUCCAUGUGGCUGAGCAACACCGCCUCCACCGCCAUGAUGCUUCCCAUUGCCAAUGCCAUCCUGAAAAGUCUCUUUGGCCAGAAGGAGGUUCGAAAGGACCCCAGCCAGGAGAGUGAAGAGAACACAGCUGCUGUGCGGAGAAACGGCCUACACACUGUGCCCACGGAGAUGCAGUUUCUCGCCAGCACAGAAGCCAAAGACCACCCUGGGGAGACAGAGGUUCCACUGGAUCUGCCGGCUGACUCCAGGAAGGAGGAUGAAUAUCGUCGGAGCAUCUGGAAGGGCUUCCUCAUCUCCAUCCCCUACUCAGCCAGUAUUGGGGGCACAGCCACACUCACGGGCACAGCCCCUAACCUCAUCCUGCUUGGCCAGCUCAAGAGUUUCUUUCCGCAGUGUGACGUGGUGAAUUUCGGCUCCUGGUUCAUUUUCGCCUUCCCUCUUAUGCUGUUGUUCCUGUUGGCAGGCUGGCUCUGGAUCUCCUUCCUGUACGGGGGACUGAGCUUCAGGGGCUGGAGGAAGAAUAAAUCUGAGAUAAGAACCAAUGCAGAAGAUAGGGCUCGAGCUGUAAUUCGGGAAGAAUACCAGAACCUGGGGCCCAUCAAGUUUGCCGAACAGGCCGUUUUCAUCCUUUUCUGCAUGUUUGCCAUCCUCCUCUUCACCCGGGACCCGAAGUUCAUCCCUGGCUGGGCCAGCCUCUUCAAUCCUGGGUUUCUUUCUGAUGCUGUCACCGGUGUGGCUAUUGUCACCAUCUUGUUCUUCUUCCCGUCCCAAAGGCCCUCUCUCAAGUGGUGGUUUGACUUCAAAGCUCCCAACACAGAGACAGAGCCCUUGCUGACCUGGAAGAAGGCCCAGGAGACAGUGCCCUGGAACAUCAUCCUUCUCCUGGGAGGGGGCUUCGCCAUGGCCAAAGGCUGUGAGGAAUCGGGGCUGUCUGUAUGGAUUGGUGGGCAGCUGCACCCCCUGGAGAAUGUGCCCCCUGCCCUGGCUGUGCUGCUCAUCACUGUGGUCAUCGCCUUCUUCACUGAGUUUGCCAGCAACACGGCCACCAUCAUCAUCUUCCUGCCGGUCCUGGCGGAGCUGGCCAUCCGCCUGAGAGUGCACCCCCUGUAUCUGAUGAUUCCGGGCACAGUCGGCUGCUCCUUUGCCUUCAUGCUCCCGGUCUCAACGCCCCCCAACUCCAUCGCCUUCGCCUCUGGACACUUGCUGGUCAAAGACAUGGUGCGGACAGGCCUCCUGAUGAACCUGAUGGGUGUCCUGCUGCUCAGUUUGGCUAUGAAUACCUGGGCACAGACCAUCUUCCAGCUGGGCACCUUCCCGGACUGGGCUGAUAUGUACUCGGUCAAUGUUACAGCAUUGCCACCCACCUUGGCCAAUGACACAUUUCGGACCCUCUGAGUCCCCCUGGAGGACUCCCUUGAGGCUGAACCCUCUCAAAGGGCUGUCACCAUCACCUGCUGCUAGGACACUACAAAACAAUCAAAUAAUUCUUUUCUGUAAUCCAAUAUGCAGCAAGCAAGGGUGACCUCCAGUGGCCCACUCAAGUCCAUGAGCCAUUAUCUAGGAUACUUUCUCUCUCUUUCAUGCAGUUCAAGGCCCAGGUAUCUCUCAGAUCUGCUGCCUGAGAAAUAAGCUCCUUUAUCAGUGAGCUGUUUUAUCGUUAGGAUACAAGAGAGCCCAGUUUCAUCAACAGUGAGCAAAUCUGGCAUGGUGUUUGUCUCGUACAGUUGGGAUAGGAGGCCAUUCAUUCCCAUGGGCACAGCUAACAUUAUCCCCCAGUGAUUACUUUCGGUUACACUGAAGAGCCCACCUUGUCUUUAAAGAUCACUUUCCUGGGCUGCAAUGUUCCAACCCAGUUGUUCCAGCUGUUCACAACCAGUGUGUGAUUUUGCUUAGUUGGUGCCCAUUCUGCCCCAGUUGUUUUACCCCUGCCGAUAACCAGCAGUCAGAGAUUCUUUUUUAAUCCUUGGAGACAGGGAAAGGGACAGAUAGCUUUCCAAGGACAUGAGACUGUGCAAAGCCUCUUUGCUGUUUCUCUGGGCUCCUGAGCAUACCAGGGGAAGUUCUAGAAACCGCAGCUGACAUCUCGACCCAAGAGAUUUAGGAUUCUCCUGUUUCAUCUGGGUCAGUUUGGCCAUAAUUCUGGGGUCAGGCCAGGCCUGGGUCCUGCCCUCCCAUGGGGUGACUCAUGACCCCUCCAGCCAGGACUCUCCUACAUGUGGCCCCCAUAGGCCUCUGUGGCUGCAAGGCGGUCAGUUGCUGCUUGUCCCAGCAGGUGGCCUUGAUCUCUCCAUGCCCCACCUUAAGUGGUAAGCAUGUUUAAUUAUCAAAGGCCCCAUUUGUCAGGGGUGAGAGAAAAGUCAAAAGAGAAAUUGGGGCCUUGUAAAAGGCCAGGGUAAAAUGUCUCAGGCAAGCAAAAGAUUGUCCCCUUCUACAUAUGGGUAAAACUGAGACGUCCCCGUGAGUCCGAGGCUGGAAGUGGUGUCUGCCUUCAGGGGUUAAUCCCUCUUUGUUCCAAGCAGAAGCAUUCUGGCAUCCCAGUGAAGAGCUCAGGCCCUCAGGAAGUGUCUGCUGAAUGGAAUGGCCCAGCAUUAGCCCAGUAUCGGAAAAGACACCAGCCCAGGGGCCCUGAAUCGUCACACUUCCCUUUCCUAAGCCUCUGAGGGUGGAGAUUCCCCUAGGAGCACUUGGCCAGCUGGGAAGGCAGCGCCCAGCUGCACUCGUUGUUGAUACAGCAUAAGUGAAUCAUGGGCAUUUCCCUGAGAGCAGUGGGAGAGGCCCUCUGAGUUGGAGGUUGAGCUCCACCUCCUUUCCAAGCAAGCACUCAAUGUUGAAUCACAGUUACAACCCACUGGGGCUGGUGGGAGGUGUGUUGUAUGGGACUGGAAGCAAGAGGUUCAUCCAAAGAGAAACUCAUGGGAUUUGUAACCAGAUGAAUCAUGAUUUCAAAGACUUCUGAUCAAAAAUACUGUGAAAUAAAGAAUGUUAAUCAA